Cladophialophora bantiana CBS 173.52 is the source of this 6315-nucleotide messenger RNA. RefSeq lists its product as uncharacterized. Gene Ontology annotation, biological process: secondary metabolite biosynthetic process; amino acid activation for nonribosomal peptide biosynthetic process. Gene Ontology annotation, molecular function: catalytic activity; phosphopantetheine binding. The record is from RefSeq and is a predicted model, not a curated record. Gene Ontology annotation, cellular component: cytoplasm. Lineage: Eukaryota; Fungi; Ascomycota; Eurotiomycetes; Chaetothyriales; Herpotrichiellaceae. Bases 1 to 6315 code for a protein of 2104 amino acids. The transcript is spliced from 2 exons.
AUGGGUUCUAUACAAGUCGACGAGAGGGAUGAUCGAAGCCCAGCAAACGGCCCUUCUGCUGACACAGUGUCUACCGGAGAAGCUGACGCUGAGGGCUUCUGGUCUUUCAAGAUCGCCGGUCUUGCAUCCGAUCAACCCAACACUCCAACGGGUCUAAGAGAGGAAAUCUUGCUCGUCGCAUGGCUUCUCGUUCUCCUACGAACCCAAGACGAUGGUCAAGUCUGGUUUGAUUGGGCUUACGAAGGGCGAGGAAAUGGUGCUCUUCACGAGCCUGUUAAAAGACGCUUGGUGAUGGAUGAAUUAAUUACAGGGUUACAAGACAAUAUCGGACAAGUUGGUGCUCGAAUUGCUCGCCACAUCACGGCAUGCACCCAAACUCAGCUACCUGAAGGCUCCGGCCCUGUUUCACUUCUGUUGAGCACCAGUUCCCUGUCUCAGAGGCCUGAAGAAGCGAAUGAUCAAUGUACGCUGCAUCUUCAAGUACAAUUUGACCAUGGCCGUCUCAAAAUUCGCCCUGUAUGGCAGACAGAGAACAUGUUGCAAUAUACCAUGACACGACACGUUAGAGCACUGGUCGAUACCGUCAAAAUGUGCAUUUUGAAUCCGGACCAUCCCAUUGAAAGUUGUAUUCGGCCGACAGCAGCUGAUCUGGAUGAAAUAUGGAAGUGGAAUUACCCGCUGCCCCCUUCAUACAACUUUUGCAUGCACGAUGUGAUUGCCCAGCAAGCCCAGAUAUUCAAAGACAAGUUAGCAAUCUUAUCCUGGGAUGGCAGCCUGACGUAUGCCGAAGUGGACCGAUAUUCUACAUCCAUAGCCUACUCGCUGAAAGAAAUGGGUGUCGAGUUGCAUGAUGUCCUACCCGUGUGCUUUGAGAAGUCAAGAUGGACCAUCAUUGCCGUGCUUGCGGUGAUGAAAGCAGGGGCCACUUUCGUGCUGAUGGACCCAACCCUUCCGCUUGCUCGCCUGCAAACCAUGGCGAAACAGGUGGGAGCAAAGACGAUGCUUACAUCCCGGAAACAACACGACUAUUCGGCCGCAAUCCUGCCCGAGGGGAAUCUCAUGGUUGUGGAAGAGAACUCAUUCAAGCACGUCUCAUGCUCGCAAGUGACGCCCAAAUUGACAGUCGUUCCCCCAUCUACUCUGAUGUACAUAAUUUUCACUUCUGGAAGCACCGGGGUCCCGAAAGGAGUCUUGAUUUCUCACGAAACCUAUACCAGCAGUGCCGUUCCUCGGGCGGAGGCAGUCGGCUAUACGGAGCACUCCAGGGUUCUUGAUUUUGCGUCGUAUGCUUUUGAUGUCAGCAUCGACAGCAUGCUUUGCACUCUUUCGAAGGGCGGAUGUCUCUGCAUUCCCUCCGACGAAGAUCGGAUGAACGACCUGAAUGGAGCAAUGCGGAGAAUGCAAGUCAACUAUGCUGGCCUGACCCCUUCGGUGGCCCGCAUAUUGGACCCGGAUGUUGUGGCAUCGCUCAGCGCCCUUGGUCUCGGAGGGGAGGCAGCCACCGCAAGAGAAGUGACACGCUGGGGCCAAGUCACGAGGAUCGUCAUAGGCUACGGCCCAUCCGAAUGCACGAUCGGAUGUACCGUCAACAGCAGCGCUGCCACCGGCAGGGACUAUGUAUCCCUUGGGAGAGGCAACGGGGCUGCCAUAUGGAUCGUCAACCCCACUGACCACGAAUUGCUCAUGCCGGUCGGUGCCGUGGGCGAAUUGCUUGUUGAGGGUCCUAUUGUGGGACAAGGCUACUUGAAUGAUCCCGACAAAACUGCGGCAGCCUUUGUCAGCGACCCAUUGUGGCUCACCGCGGGCCAUAAUAGCUACGAAGGUCGGCGGGGCCGCUUAUACAAGACUGGAGAUCUUGGGAAAUAUGAUCCUGAUGGCUCUGGAGGCAUUGUCUUCAUUGGGCGAAAGGACACGCAAGUCAAAUUACGUGGACAACGCGUCGAGCUUGGAGAAAUCGAGUACCAGCUCAAAGCCAGACUCCCUCCAGGCACCAAUGUGACUGCGGAGGUGAUCAUGCCUUCAGGUUCUGGAGGUCAACCUACGUUAAUGGCGUUUAUUGCAUUUCAGUCUAUGAAAGGACAAGACACUACUGAUCUACUAUGGGCACAUCCCCCUAAGGAUCUACAGGAAAUGCUGUCAGCAGCUGAUGCGGAUUUAGCCAAGGUGCUGCCACGAUACAUGGUCCCAACCGCAUAUGUACCGGUCAACUUUAUUCCUGUGAUGAUAUCAGGCAAGACCGAUCGCAAAAGACUAAGGCAGUUCGGCGCCGCAUUCGACCUGCGACAGUUAGACCAAGGCACAAUUAACACCGCUUCUCGACAGCUGAACGACCUGGGGCAACUGGUGCGGCGGGCCUGGAGCCAGACAUUGCGGCUCAAUCCAGAAACCAUUCGGCCUGACGACAAUUUCUUUGCACUAGGCGGUGACUCGUUAAUGGCAAUGAAACUCGUCUCUGUUUGUAGAACUCAAGGUCUCGAUGUCACCGUGGCGAACAUUUUUCGCUGCCCUACGCUCCUUGCGAUGGCCGACGUGGUCCAAACCUGCCGCUCUCAAACAGGGCCGGAAACGCCAGCCUUUUCGAUGAUCUCCCAGGAUGCUGAGAGUGCCUGUGUCGAAGCGUCGCAGUGGUGUGGCACAGAUCCAGCCGCCAUCGACGAUAUCUACCCCUGCACGCCAUCCCAAGAAUCGCUUUUUACCUUCUCCAUCAAAUCAACACGAGCGUAUAUUGCUCAGAGAGUCACCUGUAUUCCGUCACAAAUCAGCCUUGAUGCCUGGAAAAGGGCUUGGGAGGAGGUUGUCGCGGCUAGUCCUAUGCUGCGCACUCGCUUAGUGCAACUCCAGGACCCCGGUCUGCAGCAAGUUGUGUUGAAAGAAAGCAUAUCCUGGAGAUAUUCGACUGAUUUAGCGCAAUACCUUGAUGAUGACCAGAGUGAGAAGAUGGCACUUGGUCAAAGUCUAGCUCGAUAUGCCAUCGUCGACAACUCAAAGGAUGACAAACGAUACAUGGUCUGGACCAUUCACCACGUCCUCUACGAUGGGUGGUCCGAGCCUCUGAUACUCCGGAAAGUCAGCAAUGCCCUGCAGGGUAAGCCAAUCGAGCCACAAGCCGAAAUGAAGGACUUUGUCAGAUAUGUGCGAGAUGUGGAUGAAGUCGGCGUUCAAGAGUUUUGGCGGCAGGAAUUGGAAGGAGCCGUUGGACCUCAGUUCCCGCGUCUGCCCUCUAGAGACUAUUUGCCAACUCCCGACGGCAUGCUUGAACAUCAAUUUGCACUUGAGACAAACCUCGGAUCAACUUUCACAAUAGCUACAUUGAUCCGUGGUGCAUGGUCGCUCGUCGUGUCACAGUAUACAGGAAGCGACGACAUCGUGUUCGGCGAGACGCUCACAGGUCGAGACAUUCCUUUAGCGAAAGUCGAAAGCAUUGAAGGCCCGCUGAUCGCGACUUUACCAUUGCGCAUACAUAUCAACCGAACGACUUCUGUACAAUCUUACCUACAAUCUGUACAGGAAGCCGUACUUGUCCGCACACCCUACCAACAUGUUGGAAUGCAAAACAUCAGAAAGGUUAGCCGGGAUGCUCAACAUGCAUGCGAAGCCGGCACGGGCCUGGUCAUCCAACCAGAACCAGAGUAUGUCGGCACCGAACUUGGUUUUGGGCAGACGGAUAUCGUACAUGAAGCGCUACAUUUUAACCCGUAUCCACUUAUGUUGGCUUUUGGAACACAAAAAGGUAGUUUGAGAGUCUGCGCGAGCUUUGACACCAGCCUAAUUGGCGCCGCACAAAUGAAACGAGUACUCGCCCAGCUAGAGACGGCCUGCUUGCAGUUGACGAAGGAUCAUUCCCGGAGAAUAAGUGAGAUUUCUUGUCUGCCUGAAACGGAACUCGAUCAAAUCUGGCGCUGGAACAAAAUUCCUCCGUUGUCCUUGGACAAGUUUUCCGGAAGGCUUCGAGCAGAUGCCAGUAUCAAUCAAGGAUCAACAUAUCCUCCUGCGGUGGUCCCUUGGGUAUGUAACCCACAAAAUCCAUCCCUCUUGUCGCCCAUUGACAGUAUUGGCGAGCUUUGGCUUGAAGGGUCUUUCUUUGCAAAUGAUACCACUUCGUCUCCGACCUGGCUUCGGGCUGGAAGCUCCACUUGUGCUGGUCGAUCCGGAACAGCGCAACCGACCGGCGACUUGGUCCAAUUACGAGACGAUGGCACAUUUAUUUUCAUUGGUCGAAAGGAGAAUCGCUCAACAAUCCAGGGCCAUGUAAUGGAUAUCGCAGAUCUUGAAGCUCAUGUCACAAGACAUCUUCCUUCAAAAACCCGAGCCGCUGCAGCGGUACUCCAAUCGCGACUGGACGAGAGUCAGCAGUCAGCCGAGCAUGAAUUGGUAAUUUUCGUCGAGCAACAGCCUUCUCAGGAAGAGCAUGUUCAGCUCAUGGUAGCAAAACAUGACAUAACUUACGAUGCACCUGGCCCAUUGAGAUUACACCUGACUAUCGAUGCUACGAUUCCUCUCGGCCUUGCUAUUGCCCUGAAAAAGCUUCACAAAUUCAUCCAAAAUUCUUUGCCACCGUACAUGCUUCCCUCUGCGUACAUCGUGGUUGAGAAAAUACCGACGGAGAUGGGACGAGUCGAUCAUAACCUGUUAAACCAGCUAGCAUCUAGAAUUCCUAGAUCUGUGCUCACCACCCUACAGGAAAACUUCCAGGAGGCAUGGAAGAAAACCUCCACGCAAACAAGCUUGACCACCCCAGAGACCAUUGUGCGGUCUGCCUGGGCGAAGAUACUUAGAAUAAGUCCAGACAAAAUUGACCCGGACGACAACUUCUUCCGCCUCGGAGGGGACUCUGUGCUGGCCAUGAAAUUGGCGUCGAGUCUUCGGGAGCAAGGACAUACUCUGACAGUGGCCGACAUCUUUCAGAACAUGAAGCUUCGCGACGCGGCUAGAGUGUUGAAAGUGGACCAGGUGUCCAUAGAGAAGACGCAGGAUUACAAGCCAUUCUCGAUACUGCACGGAGUGGACGUUGGACCGUUCUUGUCCGACGUUGUCCGACCGAAGCUAGCUGAUCCACGUUGGUCUAUUCAAGAUGUCCUGCCAGUAACCGAGUCUCAAGCGGUCGACGUCAAGGCUACAAUUCAGGUCCCGCGAACAUCCAUACAAUACACAAUGUUGUACUUUGAAAAGGGCAUCAAUCUAGACAAUUUGAUCCGCGCCUGCAACGAGUUGGUCACGAUUCACGACAUUCUGCGCACAGUCUUUAUCAAGCACGAGUCGUCGCUCUUUCAAGUUGUCCUGGUGAAGCUGGAAUCGCUGGUGACCAUUCAACACUCCGACACAGACCUUGAACAGUACGUCGCCGCGCUCUGCAAGGCGGACAUAGAAUCAAAUUUCCGCCUGGGGUCACCGUUCCUCAAAAUGUUCCAUGUCGAGGGUACAGAUGGCAAAGGGUGCCUCAUCAUAAGACUGUCCCAUGCUCAAUACGAUGGCAUCUCUUUGCCCAGGCUGCUUCGAGAUUUGGAGGCCUUAUAUACAGGAGGAACAGUUGGUGAUUGUAAGCAGUUCUCCGCUUACAUGGGACGACUUGACAAUGAACGCGUCAAGAAACCAGCGCUGAAUUACUGGCGCAAUCUUCUGAACGGCUCAAAAUUAUCGAUUUUGGAGGGACCGUCAGCACGGCACGCGACAAAAUCGAUAUUCCUAACCAAGCCCGUCGACGUUUCCCGCCGUCCCACGGAGAUCACAACAGCGAGUCUACUGACUGGAGCAUGGGCACUCGUCCUAGCUCGCCGUCUCCAGCAACCUGAUGUGAUAUUUGGCAGCAUCACUUCAGGCCGCAACAUGGACAUGCCAGACGUGGAGAAAGUCAUGGGUCCGUGCUACCAGUUCACACCAGUUCGAGUGCCAUUCGAGGCUGGAUGGACGGCGAUGGACCUCCUGCGCUUCGUGCAGAGGCAGAGUGCCGAGUCUGCAGCCUACGACUUCCUCGGUUUCGGAGAGAUAUCCAGAAGCUGUAAUACGCAAUGGACGACGACGUCGUCAUCGUCAUCACACUUCUUCUUCGACUCCGUCGUCCAUCACCAGGAUUUCGAGGACUUUGACACAAUGCCCUUUGCGGGAGGGGCUUGCAAGGUGGAGAUUCAGAACCCACACGGCGACGCGGCUCAUCCCCUGAAGGUCGUCUCGUUUGUCCAGAGUGGGCAGACGCAUGUCGGUGUUGUCGGGAGUGAAAGUGAUCAGGCCUUCAUUGAAUCGCUCCUCGCUGAAUUGGCCGCAGCUAUUGAAGAAAUUUCCGCCGAUCGACCAGAGAUCCUUCUGCUUAAUGGCACAUGA